AAUACCAUCAUCACUUCACCGACACAGGUCACAACUUCAAACUUUUUCAGUUUUCAUUCACUUUUUCCUUCCUUCCUUCCCUAACAACCUCCAUUUUCGCUUAGAUUACAGAUCACAUCUUGGUAGUAAAGUAGUAAUAGUACUCUCCCCCAUUUACCAAAACGCCCCACUCCCUGCAAACAGAAAAGGAAUACCUCCCGUACUGGCGACUCAAACCAGCAUUCCACUUGCCAAAUCUAUAAGCUUCCAUCUUCGUUCAAUCAUUCUUUACAUCUCAACUCUGUUUACUGGUCACCCGCUUCCUUAGUCUCCUGCAGUUCUAGCCCGCCGUUCAAAAUUCUGUGUAAAGUUUCUAUCUUUGCCUCUUCGGGUUGCUAUCUCCUCUCACUCCUUUGCCGCCCUUGCUUCUUCUUUUUGACUGUCAGUUGGGGUUUCCGUGAUCGUCACUUUCAAUUUCUUGUGAACUCAAAUUGGCUCACAAAUGGAGAAGAGGGUUUAGUUUGCUGAUUUGAGAUGGCUCAUGGUCUGAGCCCCAGUUCUUCAUUUGACCAAGUGUUUGCCUUGUGCAAAAGGGUCUUCUUUUGGUGGAAGGGCAUUGUGAAGACGCAUCUUGGGUUGAAAGCGUUUCAGCCAUUCAAUGGAGCUUUAGCUGUUGGCUCAUCCUUGUCUUUCCUAUUAGCCCUGGCUUGUGCCUACUCGUUUCUCUCUCCUAGGGUUCAGCAGCAGGCUGAUGUGGCUGCUAGCUACGGGCCUCCCGUACCCAAUUCAUCAGUAGUUACAGACUGCAAUCUGUUUGAAGGAAGCUGGAUCCAGGAUCAGGGUUACAUCCCUUUAUAUAAUUCCUCCGUCUGCCCUUUUGCAGAGCGAGGGUUUAAUUGCUUGGCAAAUGGGAGGAGAGAUCAGGGUUAUUUGAGAUGGAGGUGGAAGCCUAAGGGUUGUACCAUCCCCAGCUUCAAUGCUCGCAAAGUGCUAGAGAAAUUGAGAGGCAAGAGGAUUGUAUUCGUGGGGGAUUCGCUGAGUAGAACACAGUGGGAGUCUUUGGUAUGCAUGCUCAUGACUGGUGUGGAUGAUAAAAGGAAUGUUUAUGAAGUCAAUGGGAACAAGAUUACUAAAAGAAUUAGAUUUCUGGGUGUAAGGUUCAGCUCAUACAAUCUGAGAGUUGAUUUCUAUCGAUCUGUUUUCUUGGUCCAGACUGGUUCUGUGCCUAAAAGGGCACCAAAGAGGGUUAAGUCGACUCUGAAGCUUGAUAAGAUGGAUGAUAUCAGCAAUGAGUGGAUUGAUUCAGAUUUUCUGAUCUUUAACUCAGGCCACUGGUGGACUCCUAGUAAGCUUUUCGAAAUGGGCUGUUAUUAUCAAGUAGGUGGAUCUUUGAAGCUUGGAAUGCCUAUAAACACCGGAUUCAAAAUGGCAUUGGAGACUUGGGCAUCCUGGGCUGCAAGUAAUCUCAACACCAAAAGAACAACCGUAUUCUUUCGGACUUUCGAAUCUUCACAUUGGAGUGGCAAGAACUUCGCUUCCUGCAAGGUGACUCGGAACCCUUUGACGAAAACAAAAGGGAAGGAGAGGAACGCAUUGUCGAACAUCAUAUUGAAGGUCGUGAAGAAAGUGGCGCCGGUUCCUGUAACCGUACUGCACGUAACACCCAUGUGUGCAUCUCGUAGCGAUGCUCAUGUGGGCACUUGGAGCGAUAACCCUUCCGUACCUGAUUGCAGCCACUGGUGCCUGCCUGGAGUGCCUGAUACCUGGAAUGAAAUUCUCUCGUCCUACAUUUUGAACGACAAUCACUGAUGGUAUCUUGAUUAACAGGCACAAUGAGUUCAUUACACGCUUAACUAACGAAUACACCAAGAUCGAUGUGUGGCUCCAGAAGAUCUGGUGAUAGAAUCAGCUUGAUUCCUAUUCAUUUAUAUUUGUAUAGCUCCCUUGUCUGUAACAUGAAACAGCUUCUGAUGAAAGAUACUAUGCCCCCAACAAGUUUUGGCAUGUGAUGGAAAUUUGUGUAUUUUGGUUCUAUCUAUCUUCUCGUCUUAUCUUUGGUUGGUCGAUGCAGUCCAAUUCAAGGGAUGGAUUUGAAGUCAAGGUUGCUACUUCCAGUUUAUGUCUAUAUUUGCUUGAAAGUACAGGAAGACAGAUAGUGAUUGAGGGUAAUAUGUAUUUGGUUGAAAAACUAACAGAAUAACUAUCAUUACCUUGAUGUAUCGUCAUCAGUAACAUUAAUUCUCUCCCGAUUUUACACUCUGCUUUUGGAAACGUGAGUGAACCUGCAAACAAUUGUGAACUGGCCUUCUGCUGAGGUUCUGUAUGCAUUAACAAUUUCAUUCCUUAUCCUAUACAAUCAAAAGCAAACUAGUAUGAGAGAGAGAACAAUGAUGAAUUCACUAUCUAUCAAGUAUUAACGCAUUUGUGCCAUUAUAUAGAAUCAAAAGCAAAAUAUAGUAGGAUAGAGAGAAUAACAAUGGGAUUCACUUGGUGAUGAACUUGGAGGCUUCAUCAUCAAAUUGGGUUACGAUAACACCAAGGUUGUCAAACUGCUUUAUUUCAUUGUGUCGGUUUAGCAAGUGGUAUAUGCCGGUUUUAAAGCAUUAACAACAAAUAAAUGGUUCAUUUACAUAAUCUAUAUUUAAGACAGUCUACCUAUAAUCUCCAUCUACAGUUAAAUAAACACUAUAUUACAAAGUAAAGGACAAUAUUUCAGUUCUCACCCCAUGAAGACGUAUCGACUGAUUUCUUUGUCCAUAUCGCUAAUUAUCUCAUUUGGAUUUUUCACGUGUUAAUAGUACCAAUAUGAUCCCAAAUAUGAUACUUUGAGAAUGAAAGUUUGUUUGCUUGCAAGACGUUUUAAUUUAUCUGAAAGUACAUGUAAUCUAUUAUUACCUCAUUCACUCGAAACCAUUGUUAUAACUAUCGAAUUGGAUUGCCAGUGAGAUCAAUAGAACCACCACACCAGUUGUAAUAGCGGUUCAGUUUGUUAGCUUGGCAGUUAGGGAUAAAUCGAAUAAUGUUUAAUGGUUUGACAUGAAACCAGAUGAAUUAGUCCGCUUUGAUGGUCCACCGGUUUAUGUUAAUGACAAAAAAAAUUACUAAUUUUAUUUAUGCUUUUUUUUUCCUUUAUUUCUCAUCCUCCUUGUCGGCCUUAUAUGCUCCACUACGAAUUGUCGCGCGUAUUUACUAUCUUGAAUUUAAAUAAAAAGAAAUAGAUUUA
Molecule: messenger RNA, 3202 nt
Organism: Linum trigynum
Lineage: Eukaryota; Viridiplantae; Streptophyta; Magnoliopsida; Malpighiales; Linaceae
Source: the annotation of a GenBank genome assembly